AUGGCUGAAGAAGCGUCUACAAGUAAAACCAAGAAACGUAUACUAUCUGUACUCCAAACUACAUCUGAAGGCCAGGCACCACUGAAAAAAUCUAGACUAGUCCCUACCGGACCCAAGUACGAGGGUGAAGAGCUUAAACUGUCUUUCCACGGCAUCCUCUAUCAGCUUCACCUGCUGACGUUAUUCCUGAAGCGAGGCGUGGAUCGAGGAUACACCUUUAUUCUUGGCAGUGAGGCCCGCUUAAUAGCCAAGGUGAACAAGGGCGAAGAAAAGACCGGUCUGAUAGUAAGCGCCACCGACGGCAAGUCAUCGCGAUUCGUGCAUCGCACAUACGCUGAGUUCUUCGCAGCUCGCCGUUUGGCAAAUGAGACGUAUAGUGAACAC
Molecule: messenger RNA, 384 nt
Organism: Iphiclides podalirius (scarce swallowtail)
Lineage: Eukaryota; Metazoa; Arthropoda; Insecta; Lepidoptera; Papilionidae
Source: the annotation of a GenBank genome assembly